This is a messenger RNA of Anolis carolinensis (green anole), 8699 nucleotides long. RefSeq names its product MCF.2 cell line derived transforming sequence (gene mcf2). The record is from RefSeq and is a predicted model, not a curated record. NCBI's taxonomy places the organism in Eukaryota, Metazoa, Chordata, Lepidosauria, Squamata, Anolidae. The coding region runs from base 2503 to 5535 and encodes 1010 amino acids. Gene Ontology annotation, molecular function: protein binding; guanyl-nucleotide exchange factor activity. Gene Ontology annotation, cellular component: cytoplasm. Gene Ontology annotation, biological process: intracellular signal transduction; dendrite development. The transcript has 27 exons.
UUUGGGUUGGACAAAUCAUGGCCCCAAUGCUGUUUUUAUAGUUCUCCAAGACUCUUUAGGCUCUCUUUUUUUUGGCCAAUCCCUUCUUCUAAAAAAAGAUGCCUCCAGGGUUGCAUCUGCACUGUAGAAUGAGUGAAUGCCGUUGGAUAUUAUUUGGCUUAUUCUAUAGAAUACUGGCAAUUUUAGUUUUGCGGGGUCUUUAGCCUUCUCUGUGAAAGAGUGCUUCUGCCUCACCAAACUACAACUCUCAGGAUUCCAUAGCAUUGAGCAUUGAAACCCCCACUUUGGGGGUUUUCCUCCCCAUUUUAGAGUCAUCUUCAAAGCUCCUGGUGAGUUGCAGAAGGAGAAAGCUCUUCCUUGGAUCUACCACAGUUGCUGACCUUACUCCACAGUUUAAAGUAUUGCCUUAGGGUUGGAUGGUGUAGUUCAACUGUAUUGUAUUCAGAUUGUUUUAGUACUUUUGUUUGAAUGCAUAGUGUGAGUAGCUUUGGUAAAGCCAAUGUGACAUAAUGUUUGAGUGUUGGAUUAUGACUCGGGAGCAGGGCCGGCCCAAGGUAAUUUUCAAGUGUAGGCGAACAGAAUUUUGGCGCCUCUCCCCCCGCAAACCAAUCACUGAAAAAUAAAAGCGUUGGAUAAGCGAAAAUGUUGGAUAAUAAGGAGGGAUCAAGGAAAAGCCUAAAUAAAGAACAACACUCUGAAAACAGGGGAAAUCCAGACAGGAAACAAUCAGGGCCAGCUAACACCUCCCAACCAGGCUGUGGCGCAGCUGGCUAGUAACCAGCUGCAAUAAAUCACUACUGACCGAGAGGUCAUGAGUUCGAAGCCCAGGCCGGGUUAAGCCCCCGACCAUUAAACAGCCCAGCUUGCUUUUGACCUAUGCAGCCCCGAAAGACAGUUGCAUCUGUCAAGUAGGGAAAUUUAGGUACGCUUUAUGCGGGAGGCUAAUUUAACUAAUUUACAACACCAUAAAACUGCCAGCAAAACACAAGGAAUGAGGAAGUACAGCCACUAGUGGACGGUGAAGCAACAGCUCCCCCUGUGGCCGGAAUCGUGAAGCUGGAAAAAUGUUAAAAUGCCUCUGUGUCUGUCUAUCCUGUAUGUUGUUUGUCUGUUGGCAUUGAAUGUUUGCCAUAUAUGUGUUCAUUGUAAUCCGCCCUGAGUCCCCUUUGGGGUCAGAAGGGCAGAAUAUAAAUACAGUAGAGCCUCACUUAUCCAACACUCACUUAUCCAACAUUCUGGAUUAUCCAACGCAUAUAUCAUGAUAUUUUGGUGCUAAAUUUGUAAAUACAGUAAUUCCUACAUAGCAUUACUGCAUAUUGAACUAUUUUUUCUGUCAAAUUUGUUGUAUAACAUGAUGUUUUGGUGCUUAAUUUGUAAAAUCAUAACCUAUUUUGAUGUUUAAUAGGCUUUUUCUUAAUCUCUCUUUAUUAUCCAACAUAUUCGCUUAUCCAACGUUCUGCUGGCCCAUUUAUGUUGGAUAAGUGAGACUCUACUGUACUGCAAAUAAAUAAAUAAAUAAAACCAAGGAUGCCCCCAGGGAGGAAGCAGCCAGGCUUUGAAUCUGCAAGGCCAUGAAAUGCUAACCAAGCUGGCCAAUUGCAACAUUCACACUAGCCUCAAACAGACAAGAGCUCUUUCUCCCACCCUGAACUUUCCACAGAUAUAUAAACCCUACUUACGUAGCUUCCAACAGACCUCAGAACCUCUGAGGAUGCCUGCCAUAGAUCAUAGAAUCAUAGGAUCAUAGAAUAUUAGAGUUGGAAGAGACCUCAUGGGCCAUCCAGUCCAACCCGGGGCUGUGGCGCAGAUGGGAGAGCAAUGAGUCACUGACCAGGAGGUCAUAAGUUCGAGGCCCGCUCGGAGCUAUGUUUGUUUGUCUUUAUCCUGUGUUAAAAAGGCAUUGAAUGUUUGCCUAAUAUGUGUAAUGUGAUCCGCCCUGAGUCCCCUUCAGGGUGAGAAGGGCGGAAUAUAAAUGAUGUAAAUAAAUAAAUAAACCCCCUGCCAAGAAGCAGGAAAUCACAUUCAUAGCACCCCCGACAGAUGUGGGUGAAACAUCAGGAGAGAAUGCUUCUGGAACAUGUAACAGCAUUACAUGUCUCUGAACUUCUGCAUUCCACCUUAAAAAAAUGUUACAGCUGUUCUUGGCCGAUGAGCGUCUCCCUUUCUCGUCUGUCUCUCCUUUGCUUCCUCCCUCGCUUUCCUUCUUUUGCUGGUAGCGCAGCCAAAAGGCUGUUCAUGCCUCUCUCUUUUUUGGCACUCUCAUUUCCUCUGGAUUAAAGAAUCACCAGUUUGCCCAGUUUGCAGUUAGCCAAUGAUGGGAACACAGCUAACUCAUGAUGGGAGAGAGGAGCUGUGCAAUGAUGCUGCUCCCUCGGCACCCAGAGAUGCAGCUGUACAGAAAGCCGGUUGCCCCGGUGACUUUUAAGAAGCCGGGUCCUGUUUCAUCACGGAUGCCGCAUUGACUUUUGGGCAAGGCCGGUCCGUUCCCUGAGUGCCAAAGAGAUGGCUGAAGCCAGUCCCCCAAGAGGCAAGAUGAAGGGCCGGAGAAAUGCGGCAUUUUUCCCAGGCAACCUCCACCUUGUGAUGGUCCUCCGUCCCACCGGAUUUUUCCAACGUACUUUCACCGAUAUUGGAUUUCGGUUUAGCCAAGAAGACUUCCUUCUCAAGCUUCCGGUUGUAAUGCUGAGUUCAGUCAGCGACUUACUAACAUACAUCGACGAGAAGCAGCUGACGCCCGAAUUUGGUGGCACUUUGGAGUACUGCCAUACGAGAUGGGUGAUCUUCAGAACAGCUAUUGAAAGUUUUGCUUUAACGGUGAAAGAAAUUGCCCAGAUGCUCCAGUCGUUUGGUAUGGAGUUGGCGGAAACGGAGUUGCCGGACGACACCUACUCGAUCGAGCGCAUCCUGGCCGUGCGGACAGAGAAAUACUACCAGCUGAAGGAAGAUAUUACCACGGUCACCAAACAGGGGAAUAUGCUGUUGCGUAGUUUAGAGGAGUAUGAUACUGAUGAUGAUGCCGAUGAAGAGCAAACGCCAGAGAGAUCUGGAGAGUGGGAAACGGUGAACAGAUUGCUUGCCCAGUUGCGUGAGAUGGAAACUGCUUUUGAUGGAUUCUGGGAGAAAAACCAGCUGAAAAUGGAACAAUAUUUGCAGCUCUGGAAAUUCGAGCAACAUUUCGAAGAGCUCAGUAAAGCCAUAGGAUUUUUAAUGGAGCAGCAAGGGGAACUGCCCGAUACCGGAGAUAAUAUCUCCCAAGUGAAGCAGAGGCUCUCGGACCUGGAGAACAUCGAUAAAACGGCACAGGACUUGACCGGAAAGGCCCAGGUGACCAUCCUCCAUGGACAUCAACUGGCUGCUAACCACCACUAUGCCCUCAACCUGAUCUGCCAGCAAUGUAAUGAGCUACGGUACCAUUCGGACGUCUUGCUGGAAGAGAUCAAGAGGAAAUGCAACCGGCUGCAGAAGACCCUGGACCUCCUCACCUUACUGCAGCAGGCUCUGGAGUGUUGUGACGACGGUGCCUAUCUUCUAGCUAACCAACCAAUGGAUAAAUGCCAGUCCCGGGAAGGUGCCCAGAAUGCCCUCCAAGACAUUGAGAAGUUCCUUGAGAGCUCGUUGCCACAUUUAAAUGCUGAUCCCCAAACCCUCUAUUCUGAGUUUGAGCUCAUUUUAACACCUGAACUCAAGGCCCGGAUCCAGAUGGUCCAAAUCAAACUGGAGAAUGUGCGGAGCAUGUUUGAGAACAGACAGGCUUGCUUCAGAAAACUGGUGGACAAGCAAGCCCGCCCCGUGCAGCUCGUGGCCCCACGGCCUGAAAAUCCGCCUCGGUCGAGAUCGCCCUUGUUUUCUCCCAAACAUGGUGUAGAUUUUAAUUCCAGUUUGAAAUUUUCCUUUGACAUCUCGCUGCCUGGGAAGAAAACUUCACGGAAAUCUCCAAGUUCCCGUAAGAUUGAAGUCAUGCACGAUUAUCAAGAGAAAAGGAAUUCCUUGCAGCUUUGCAUUUCAGAAAGCGAAGACAAUUUAGAUAUUUUGAAAAGUCAUGUGAUAAAUGAGCUGAUCGAAACAGAGAGGGUAUAUGUGGAAGAAUUAUUCACUGUUUUGAUGGGCUACCGAGCGGAGAUGGACAACCCGACCAUGGCCUUCCUCCUGCCGCCCCUCCUAGAGAAUUGCAAAGAUGUCCUCUUUGGGAACAUGUCUGAGAUCUAUGAUUUCCACAACAAGAUUUUCCUCCACCAUCUGGAGAGUUGCCUUGAAGCUCCGGAGAAAGUCGGGUUCUGCUUCUUGGAAAGGCGUGAAGAUUUUCAGAUGUAUGAGAAAUACUGUCAGAAUAAGCCACGAUCGGAAUUGUUGUGGAGGCAGUGCUCAGAAAGUGUCUUUUUCCAGGAGUGCCAAAGAAAACUGGAGCACAAGCUUGCCUUGGAUUCCUACCUCCUCAAACCAGUGCAGCGGUUAACCAAAUACCAAUUGCUCCUAAAGGAGCUGCUGAAAUACAGCACAAGUUGUGAAGGUGUUCAAGAGCUCCAGGAGGCUUUGGUGGCCAUGCUGGACUUGCUGAAGUCAGUCAACGAUUCCAUGCACCAGAUUUCAAUCACUGGUUACAACGGCGACCUCAACGAACUUGGCAAGGUGCUGAUGCAGGGCUCCUUUAGCGUGUGGACGGGGCACCGGAAAGGCCCCACCAAGAUGAAGGACCUGGCCCGGUUCAAACCGAUGCAGCGGCAUCUCUUCCUCUAUGAGAAAGCGCUGGUCUUCUGCAAGAAGAGAGAAGACCACGGCGACGGAUACGAGAAAACCUCCUCAUACAGCUUCAAGCACUUUCUCAAAAUGAAUGCUGUUGGGAUCACUGAAAAUGUGAAAGGAGACCACCGGAAGUUUGAGAUCUGGUACAGCGGUCGAGAAGAGGUGUACGUUGUCCAGGCUCAAACCGUGGAUCUGAAGAUGGCAUGGCUUAACGAAAUCCGGAAGAUACUGUUCAAGCAGCAGGAACUUAUCAAAGUUGAAAAGCAGCCAAUGCUUUCGUGUAUGGAUCCAAUCCAGCUUUCUCCUCCGCUAAGUGAAGGGAAGCAGACAAGAGCUUCGGUAAGCUCAGAGGAAAAUGACUCUGACCGCACCAGCCCCGUGCCCUCCGACAGCGUUGGUUCUACACAGCAGAGCAAACCUGGCAGGCCUUGGCCCGGAAUGUCCCACUCUUUGGAAAUCUGUGAAGGACUCGAUGACUGGUCCAGCCAGAACUACUUCUCAACCUGCUCUGAUACCGAAGAAGAGGAUGGGAACCAGUUGUCUCCAGGAAAAUAUAAAGCCUUAGCGGACUGCAAGAAGAGGGACUCGGAAGAUCUGCUGGUGAAGAAUGGGGAUGUGAUUGAGUUAAUGCAUGAAAACGAAGAGGGACAGUGGCUGGUCAAAAACCUCAACCGAAGGAAAGAAGGCUGGGUGCCCGUCAACAGUUUGCAGAUCAUCCUUGGGGACUGUAGGUUUAGGAAUGCCAGAGUUGCAGAUGCUACUCCAUUUAAGACGAGAAAAUUAAGCUCCCCCUGAAUUGAAAGGGAGUUCUCAUCUCAUGUCAUUUUUUGAAUGCUCCAUUGGAGGUUUGAGAAAGAGAGAGAUGAUACACUUGUACUAUCUGUCAUCCAUCAACAUUUGACGCACAUCACAGCUUCACCAACAUCUACCGUGACCAUCAAAGGGAAGCCAUUUGUUCCGCCUUUCAUAUUUCCCCCCAAUAAAUAAUAUGGCAUCAUUUUGAUUUGACGUCCCCAUCAGAGAAUGUGCAUGACAUCUACUCCAUUCAAGAACUUAAUCUUGGUGGCCUCCUUGGCCGUUGACUCCAAGUCCAAGAAAGCUCAACCUGUGCUUGACUUGACUUAGUUGGGUCUAGGUCAAGAAUGGAAACAAAGCUACAUUGACUUGACUUAGUUGGGUCUAGGUCAAGAAUGGAAACAAAGCUACAUUGACUUGACUUAGUUGGGUCUAGGUCAAGAAUGGAAGCAAAGCUACAUUGACUUGACUUAGUUGGGUCUAGGUCAAGAAUGGAAACAAAGCUACAUUGACUUGACUUAGUUGGGUCUAGGUCAAGAAUGGAAACAAAGCUACAUUGACUUGACUUAGUUGGGUCUAGGUCAAGAAUGGAAACAAAGCUACAUUGACUUGACUUAGUUGGGUCUAGGUCAAGAAUGGAAACAAAGCUACAUUUUCUAGUUGAGCUGACCGCAUUCUGACAUCUUUGGUGUUGAGACUAUCGUUGGGGUUGGAUGGUGGAUCAACGCAAUAAUGCUAUUGGGGAACUAUGGGUCCUUUUGCACUAUGGGUCCGGUCCCGAGUCCGCAACACCCACAAACUCAGGAUUGCUGAAACUCACUUUGGGUCCUCCCACGUCCCCAGGUUAUUGACGCAGGAGCAUCCAAGUUUACAUUGUAAUUUGGGCAAAUGGGGAGACCCACGUGCCAUAUCUGAGUUCAAAAUCCACAUUUGCACUAAUAUUUGUUCUUGUUUGUGGUAAGGCUCAAAGAUAUCUUUCUGGAAGAUGACCCAAUGUUGGGACGGGGAUAGUAGACCUCCCCUUUUAAAAUGAAGUUUACAUGGUUUAUUUUCUAGUUUGCUGCUUCUUCUUUAUGACUUUUAUGUUAAUGUUUCUGUGUAUACCAAUCAUGUGUACAAAACCAAGAGUGAGGAAAUGCAGUUGACAUUUCUAUUUGCUGCCACUGGUUCCCAGUUCUUCCAAAUUGUACUAUAAAUCUUAUGCCUUCCAUCAAUUGUCGGGUUUGGUUCCAUGGUUAAUGGUUAUUGCCCUUGUAUCCCAUUCCCUUCCAAAUAAUACAACCAAUGCAAAACUUUUUUGGACUCCAACUACCAGAAUGUCUAAGCCACUUAUGUCAGGGUAUUAGUAAAGAUUUUCCCUUGACAUUAAGUCCAGUCAAAUCCGACUCUGGGGGUUGGUGCUCAUCUCCAUUUCUAAGCCGAAGAGCCGGCGUUGUCCAUAGACACCUCCAAGGUCAUGUGACCAUAGGCAUGGCUGCAGCAUGCCGGAGCAGUACCUAUUGAUCUACUCAUAUUUCCAUGUUUCCAAACUGCUACGUUGGCAGAAGCUGGGGCUGACAGUGGGAGCUCACUCUGCUCCCCAGAUUCGAACCUGCGACCUUUCGGUCCGCAAGUUCAGCAGCUCAGUGCUUUAACAUGCUGCGCCACCGGGGGCCCCAGGAUAUUAUGUGGGUUGUAUUAUAGGGGUAAAAAAAAUAACUCACCCAAGUUUGGCGUAGUCCUGUUGUCGCUUACUAGAAAAGAUACAGGAAUUCCUUUGGAGAAUUUUUAAUGCACUUUUAAAACCAAGAUUGGAAAAGUUUCACUAAACUAGUGGUAAGAAACCUAUUUAUUUACUUAUUUACAGUAUUUAUAUUCCGCCCUUCUUUCUCACCCCGAAGGGGACUCAGGGCGGAUCACAUUGUACACAUAUAAGGCAAACAUUCAAUGCCAUAUAAACAUAGAACAGAGACAGAGACAGACGCAGAGGCAACUUAAACCUUCUCCAGCUUCCAGCUUCCUGAGGGUAUGCUUGAUUCCGGCCACAGGGGGAGCAGCUGCUUCAUCAUCCACUGCGACGGCAACUUCCUCAUUCCAAUGGCGGCUGGAUGAUUUUUAUUGUGUCGUAAAUUAGCCUCCCCACAUAUGAAUGGUACCUAAAUUUCCUACUUGGUAGAUGCAACUAUCUUUUGAGUUGCUUAGGUCAGCAACGAGCAGGGGCUAUAGUUUAUUUUUUUUAAUUGUCAGGUGCUCACCCCGACACGGGCUGGCCUCGAACUCAUGACCUCUUGGUCAGAGUGAUUUAUUGCAGCUGGCUGCUAACCAGCCUGCGCCACAGCCUGGCCCCCAAUAGGAGAACAUUCCUUGAAUAUCCAGCCACUUCUAUCAGAGGAUUGUGGGGAUUACGGUUCAUAAGAAUAACUGCCCCACGAUUUGCAUAGUGCUAUUGUCAAGGUAAAGGCGCUCCAUACAGUCAUACCGGCCACAUGACCUUGGAGGUGUCUACGGACAACGCCGGCUCUUCGGCUUAGAAAUGGAGAUGAGCACCAACCCUCAGAAUUGGACACAUCUGGAUUUAAUGUCGGGAAAACCUUUACUAUUGUCAUUUGACAGACGGGAUAGUAGAAUCCCUCUGGAGAAUUUCCGAUGUGCCAUUUAAAACUGAUAUUCAUUUCUAUUAUCUAUAUUUAUAUCGAAACACAUCAAAAGUGACAGGCAGGGGUCACAUUUAUUACUAUGGAAAGGCCAAACGUGUUGUGAGGAGGUCACAUUUGUAAGCCAUAAAAACUGAAAUGAUUCAGCUCAACCAUCAUCGCACAUGUGGCACAUCCCAGUCUUUUGAUUUUUCAUGCUUUUAGAAACAGAAAACGGCCAGUUCUAGAAAUCUGAAUGUAGAAACGUAGGCUGUAAUCGAUACCUUUGGGCACCGGACACAUCUAGGAUUGCACUGCUAGACUGUGAAAACUUUGCACAAAUUGCCGUUGUCAUCUUCAAGUAGAAAAGUUUACCACUUCAGCUAUUAAAAAAAGGGUAUGUGGUACUUUAAGCUGCACCAGAAAGUUUUUUUUCCUGCUGCCGCCGAAAAAGUUAAAUUGUUCUGUACAUGUACUUGUAAAAAAAAGUGUUAAAUAUAUAUUUAAGAAGAAAAUAUUGUUAAAUAAAGAAAGGUAUAUGAGAUCCUUUUA